This is a messenger RNA of Drosophila rhopaloa, 489 nucleotides long. RefSeq lists its product as uncharacterized. The record is from RefSeq and is a predicted model, not a curated record. Gene Ontology annotation, cellular component: mitochondrion. The transcript has a single exon. The coding region runs from base 106 to 429 and encodes 107 amino acids. Lineage: Eukaryota; Metazoa; Arthropoda; Insecta; Diptera; Drosophilidae.
GUUUAGCAGACUUUUGGCAUUGCCCAACACAGGCACUUUGUUGAUACGUGAUUACGUGAAUUAUUUUUGCAAAUUAAACGAUUCCCGAGAAAUAAUCAGCCCACAAUGUUCUCGCCCACGCGUGCCCUGCGCCCGGCUCUGUGCCGUUGCUACAGCCAGAUCAAGGGCGGACCCGUUUCCGGUGGAGGCAAACCCAGUGCAUCAGGAUCGGGAUCUGCAGGAGCCUCCCAGCAGGGAGCAUCCUCGCCAGCUGUUACAGGACUGACCAGCAAUUGCGUGAAGCCCAUCACUGGACCAGUUGGACCCGGCGCAUCGGCCACGGCCGAAUACAAGGUGCCCGAAUAUUACAGCUUUAACCGCUUCAGCUACGCCGAGGCGGAGGUGGAGAUGGCCAAGUACCGCUGCCCGCAGCCCUCGGCUUUAAAGUAGAUCAAUCAAAUUGUAACCAAAUUGUUAAUGCUUAAUAAAAACAAACAAAAGUGUUCAAAA